Molecule: messenger RNA, 1785 nt
Organism: Saprolegnia diclina VS20
Lineage: Eukaryota; Oomycota; Saprolegniomycetes; Saprolegniales; Saprolegniaceae
Product: fused signal recognition particle receptor
Exons: 9
Coding region: 1-1785 (594 amino acids)
Biological process (GO): SRP-dependent cotranslational protein targeting to membrane
Cellular component (GO): signal recognition particle receptor complex; endoplasmic reticulum membrane
Molecular function (GO): signal recognition particle binding; ATP hydrolysis activity; GTPase activity
Source: RefSeq, a predicted model, not a curated record
AUGCUUGACCACGUCUCCAUCUUCAGCCAGAGCGGUACCGUUCUCUGGUCGCGCUCCCUUUGCCAGCUGCGUGGCAACCCCGUGGACGAGCUCGUCAAGACCGUGCUCCUCGAAGAGCGCACGGGCCGCAAGGAGCUCAACUACGACGCGUACCAGAUGCGCUGGACGCUUGAGAACAAGCUCAACCUCGUGCUCGUCGUCGUCUACCAGAAGGUGCUGCAGCUUCUCUACGUCGACGAGCUCCUCGAGCGCCUCAAGCAAGAGGUCGUUGCCAGCUUCAUCGAUGAGAUCCGCGCGCGUGCGCCGAUUGCCUUUGACGACGCCUUUGAUCGGAUCCUCCGCGACGUCGAGACGAGCUACAUGAAGGGCAAGCACAUGAAUACGACAACGACCAGUACGCGUGCUCUGCCGACCAGUAAGAAGAAUGGCGCGGCCAGAGCCGACGCCAGCUCCGACCCCGCAGACAAGGAAAAGGACGACAGCGAAGGUGUGACGUCGUCGGCCGACGAGCUCGAUCGCUUGAAGCACGACAUGGCGCGUCUCGGAUCCUCCAAGUCGACCAAGACCAUGCGCACGGGCCCGCGCCCGUCCAAGUUCAAGAAGAACGCGGACAAACCCGCCGAUGACAAGAACAAGGGCACGAAGAAGCCUGCGCUUUCGUACACGAUCAAAGACAAGAUCUCGGCCAAGGACAUGGCCAAGCUCGAUCAAUCCAAGCCGGUCACUGCCGACGACGAACAGGCGAUGCUCGAUACCAAGCGACGCGAAAACAUUGGGGCCGACACCAUGUCGGACGACGAGAACGAGAGCGAGUCGGAGCAGUCGGGCACGGACGGCAGCUCGGGCUGGAGCUUUGGCCAGACGCGCCUCGGCGACUUUCUGCAAAAGGUGUCGGGCAACAAGAUGCUGACGCGCGACGAUCUGGCGCCGGUCAUGGACCAAUUCCGCCAAACGCUCAUUGCCAAGAACGUGGCGACCGAAGUGGCCGAAGAGCUCUGUGAGUCGGUCAUGACGACGAUGAUCGGGAAGCGCCUCGAGAGCUUUACACGGAUUCAAACUGUGGUGCAAAAGGCGCUCGAAACAGCCUUGCUGCGCAUCUUGACGCCAAAAAAGUCGACCGACGUCUUGCGCGAAGUGCUCGCAGCGCGCGAGGCCGGCCGCUGCUACUCGAUCGUGUUUGUCGGCGUCAACGGCGUCGGCAAGUCGACGAGUCUCUCGAAAGUGUGCUACUACCUCAAGUCGCGCGGCGUCAAGGUGAUGAUUGCGGCCUGCGAUACGUUCCGGUCGGGCGCUGUCGAGCAGCUCAACCAGCACUGCAAGGUGCUCGACGUGCCGCUCUUUGAGCGCGGGUACGCCAAGGACCCGGCGGCCGUUGCGCGCGAUGCGGUGGCCUACGGCAACGACAAUGGCUUUGACUGCGUCCUCAUCGACACGGCGGGGCGUAUGCAGAACAACGAGCCGCUCAUGCGCGCACUCGCCAAGCUCGUCUCGGUCAACAACCCGGACCUCGUGCUCUUUGUCGGCGAGGCGCUUGUCGGCAACGAUGGCAUUGACCAGCUCUCGCUCUUUGAUCGCGCGCUCGUCGACUACUCGGACCGCCAGGACCCGCGCCGCGUCGACGGCAUCGUCAUCACCAAGUUUGACACGAUCGACGACAAGGUCGGCGCGGCUGUCUCGAUGGUGUACAAGACGGGGCAGCCCAUCAUGUUUGUCGGGACGGGCCAAAAGUACACCAACCUCACCAAGCUCAACAUCAAGACCGUCAUGCGCAGUCUCCUCAGCUAA